AUGCCAUAUUCUUAUAAAUUUAUUGAAAUGGAGGAAUAAAUAAAGUAAUUCUCAUAUGCCAUUAAGAGUUAAGGUUAAAAAAUAGAAUAGAGAAUUAAGAUUGCACAUUUCAUAUUUCUAAUUUUAGAAUGAAAUAAAGGUGGAUGCUUCGAAAGUAUGGAAAGAAUAGUCUAUUUAUUUGCAUUCGAAUUCCAAUAGGAAUGUCAAUUAAAAACUCAGUUUUUAAAAUAAAUGAGACAGAUUAUGGAAAUGAAGGGAAUGGCAAAUAAAUCUGCAAUAAAAAGGAGGCUAAUCAAUAUUGA
Molecule: messenger RNA, 302 nt
Organism: Paramecium octaurelia
Lineage: Eukaryota; Ciliophora; Oligohymenophorea; Peniculida; Parameciidae
Source: the annotation of a GenBank genome assembly